Vitrella brassicaformis is the source of this 1992-nucleotide messenger RNA. The record is from the annotation of a GenBank genome assembly. Lineage: Eukaryota; Vitrellaceae.
ACCAUGAGCAAGUAGCGACAGAUCAACACGCUACAUCGGUCCAUUAGAGCUACAUUGGUCUCUGCCAUUGGCACCGUUGCUAGGGGAAGCAUCAACAGCCGCCGUGCCAUCUAGCUGUCCUCCAGCCUCCUUCUCUUGGCCUCUCCACACCCUCACCUGACACAGCACAGAUAGCCAUGACCCACACAAGGAAUGCACGUGUGUCGCUCUGAUCUGGCUUAUCCCCUGCCCCCAUCUCACCCUCCUGCUGCUGCUGCUGGCCAUCGCCGUUGCCCUCGCCAUCGCCCUCUCCGUCGAUGUCGCCCUCCAUGUCUGCACACCCAAGACACGCAAAGAUACAAGUGGGGGGCCCAACCACACACACACACACACACACAUGUAUCCCACUCACCCUCAUCGCUGUCGCCGUCUUCCGCACCCUCAUCAUCAUCCUCUGCACACACACACACACAUCCGAGUAAGACACCUAGCAAGGCGGGCUGGGGGCCACGCACCACUUACCCUCACCACUAUCGCCAUCGUCGUCAUCCGCACUCUCCUCUGCGCACCACCACACACACGCCGAUUCAUCCAACCGACACAUCGAGGUGGCCAAGGCGGCCGGCUGCACACUCACCCUCAUCAGCGACUUCCUGUUGGUUGACCACCAUGUCUGCGAUGGGCUGCCCCACCAGGCCGCCCACCAGAGGGACGGUAGCGGGCCGGCGGUCCUUGAAGGCAGCCGAUGCAUCACCCACUGGCGGCUCGGUGGUGACGACAGCCACACCCACUGCAUUCAGCAGAACAACACACGUCAAAGGAUGGCUCCAUCACCAAAGCAUCUCUGAUUCCUCACCUGUGUCCAUGUUGGCCUGAGUGGCGAGAGCGAUGUACGCGACGAAUGGGCCAUCGAACGGCGUCAGCAGCAGCUGCCGAAGCUCUCCAGGGGGAUCCCUGCCGUCACCUCUGCCCGCCACGACGGCGGUGCAUCGGUUGGGGGGCUGAUGGGGCGAGUGGUUGAGGAGGCCGAUCAGCACACCGCCGUGGGCAUGACUGAGGAGACCAACACAUAACAGAGGGAAGAGGCCCUAAUGGAUGUGUGUGUGCCUGCGUGUGGUGUGUCCUGCCUACCGGUCCACGUCAACCCAAGGCGUCCACCCCCUAUUGGCCACUCCAGGGGUCAUAAUGAUCCUCAUGAUGAAGGAGGACGCCGAGGCCUCAGUGAUCACCCCAUCACCCCCCAUCAUCGGGCGGAGUCGGUAUGGGAGUCGGUCUCUGACGGGGGGAUUGUCGUUGAUGGUGUGUGUGUGGUAUGGGUGGGCGGGGGGGAGGGGCGGGUUGAUGUCCAGCUCAAAGCCCGGCUCGUCCUUGAUGGCACGCACACCGCCGCCCGCCUGGUCGAACAGCUCAAAACGGCCCAACUGGCCGCCGAAGUUGACGUGUCUGCCGACCAUCUUCCACAGCGCCAAAACACGCGGCUCAGCCAAAUACGCCUGCAACAACAGACACACAACACAGCUAUCGAGCCAUCCAUCCCUCCUCGCCUGUCCCCUCCGUCCCGCCCACCUGUUUGGUGGUGUGCCUCUGCAUGUCCUGCACACUCAUGGUGACCGGCAGAGUGCAGAAGCCGCGCUGCACCGCCAACUUCAGCGCGUUCCCCGCCUCGGUCCACUGCUGCGUAUCCACCAGCCAGAUGGCCUUCAGCAGCAGAGGGCUCUCCAGCUGAGUGUCGAAUGCGAUAAUGCCGUCGAGCUGUUUGGCCGCCAGGCAGCGCCCCAGCCGAUUGCGGAGGACGGCGGCCGAGAAGUCGAUCUGCCUGAGGAAUGUCGCUGUGCAUCUGAGGAUGCCGACCUCCUUGUGUUCGUGGAUGGCAUCUCGCUCCUCGCGAUGGAUGAAAUCUAUCGAUUCGUUGCCUCUUGCCGGCGGGAUGGGCUGCCGGCUGCUGGGUACUGUCACCUCAUUUCCCAUUCUCCCAUUCGAGAAUCCCCAAAUCCCUGCCUCGCUGGAAGCGUU